AUGCCAGCCAUCUCUUCAUCCGAGGCGAGACUCAACUCUUGGGUCCUCAGAUCACAUUUAGAAGAUUCCAGUCGACUUUCCACACGGCAAGCCGAGGAGCCGACCGGGCCACUGCCUCCCACAUCGCCAAAUUCAGACACCACCUGCAUUGGAUGGGGAUGUCUUACAGAGGCUCAACAGGCCGGAAUUAUCGUCUGCAUCGCCGUGGUCUUUGUUGUCCUUGCAUUCUCUCUAUGGUUCUUCCUCAAGUCGAAGAGAAAGAAGAAGGAAUGGACACAUCAAGAUUUCGUUCUCGUCCGCAAGGCACGCCGCCGUCGGCGCAGAGUUGAUAGCCGGGCCAGCUCCGUCGUUACUCAGCCAUCGAUUCCGUUCCGACAUAACGGCCUAUCUGUUGUACAACAGCCACCGCCAAUUAUGAUCACUCCCCCGACCUUCUUUCAUAUUCCUCCACCCCCUCCACCGCCCGUUCCGGUUUAUGUACCGACGCCGAUGCCGAUUCAUCCGCCUCAAACUAUGUACCCAGUGGUCUACCAGCCGUAUCCAAACCACGGCGUGUCCAUUCAAGGCGGCUAUCAAAACCCGUUUCCGCCUCAGAGAACAUAUGCGGCUCCUGUCGUUCAAGACAGUGGUCAAGGACAACAAGUACCACAGCCGCCUUCUCAAAACAUAUGGUCAACACAACCCUGGACACAUCCUCGGGGUGAUUCGCGUCCACAAGAGGCGUCCAGUGGACGGCCGUCACUCGCCCGCAGGCUGUUCGAAAUCUUCAGCACCCCGGUAGGCAGAGCCUCGACCAUUGCAAGCUCAGACUCCAAUUCUCUGCAUGAGGUGUCUACAAGGGACAGCCAUCAAUCGAGAUUGUCAAUGACGUCCGUCACCGACCCCCCAUCCCCAGAAACACGUCGAAAGCCCGAAGCCAGUCAGAGCGCACAGAACGUUGCCUCUCCCUGCGGAGCUACUGUUGCCAGCGACGACUACGUCUUGUCCGCCGAGCGACCCGACGGCCUAUCGGGAAGAACAGGAAAGAAGCAGGGCGCAACAAUCAAGAAGGACUCAACCGAGUUCAAGACCUCAAAGAAGGUGCACACGACAACUGAGGAAACGAGGAAUCGACAGAAGAGAAAAGAGAAGGCGAAGCUGGACGUCAAACAGGACAUCCCUACCGGUCAAAGCCACCACAGAGAUGAGCCUCGUCACAGCCCUCGCAAGAUCAAGCCAAUGAGAAGGUAUGAGAAGAACCUCAUGGAGGCGAAGAUGGCAAAGCUAAUUAGAGAAAGUGCUCUCAAAACGCGGGCCACGGCCAUCCCGAGAUCCAAGUCAGAGACCUCUCCCCGUAUGACGGGUGCUCUAGGAAGCCCCAAGUUGAGUGAAAAUCACAAAGUCGUCAAACGCAAGACGGAGACCGACAGGGAUGGAUCGCCCAAGAAAUCUCGAAAGGACCCGAUGGAGGUGACGCUUCGCACGGUCGAGAUGGUUGGCCGGCUCUCGACAGGUGAUCUGAGUUAUCCCAUACAAGGGACUCACAGCAACCAGGUCACUCCUCAGCGAGACCCUCCGAAGAUCCAGGAGUACAGUACACCGUAUCACAAUGAGUCGGAUAGCACUGAUGAAUUUGACGUCGACUCGCCGCCGCCUUCUCCACCAAGGCCAGUUCAUCAAGGGGGCGGUCGAUACGCACCAGACCAGCUUCGCCGUGUGGCAUAG
Molecule: messenger RNA, 1704 nt
Organism: Colletotrichum gloeosporioides
Lineage: Eukaryota; Fungi; Ascomycota; Sordariomycetes; Glomerellales; Glomerellaceae
Exons: 3
Coding region: 1-1704 (567 amino acids)
Source: RefSeq, a predicted model, not a curated record